AUGGUCUCUGAUCCUAAUGAUGGUUUGUUGCUUCGAGAAAAAGCUUCCAAGAUGAGCAUAUAUACCCGAUUAAAACAAAAAGUUCCCUUUUGCAAAAAGCCAGUCAAGUAUUGGAUUAUUGCUGAGCCUAACUCCUUCAAGGGAUGUCCGAUACGCUUAUGUACUCUCUUCAAAUGCUAUAUUGUACACAAUUAUUUGAAAUCAGAUACUCCAUUAUACAGCAGCUAUUCUAAUACAGACUAUGAAUUCUAUAAACGUAUGUCGCGUUUGGAUGAUCCCGAAUCCUAUUUUAGGAAUAUAUUUUUAUCCAUGUCGUACAUGAUGGUAGGCCGUGACUCUGACCAGAGGAAAUUUUAUUUUUCAACGACGAUUACUGAAGACGCUAAAGCAGAGCUCACUAAAGAACUCUCUACAUAUGCGCCUACCCCUGAUAUUUCAAGCGCAUUCUUUGAUGUCGAAUUGUCUGGUCGGUGUUGUCGCUAUCCUCCUACUGGUGUUCUGCCACUUUUGGAUUUAUUACAAAAUAACGAUAUAGCAUUUUUGCCGCCUUCAGAUUAUGGGUCUGUACCAUGCGAGGUCUUUUUUUACCAUUUUAGAGAACCAGAAGCCAUUGUCUAUCGCGAUUUGUUUAUGGUGUAUAGAAGUAGAGCAGUCAAACGUGGAUAUUCACCUGGCUUUCACAACAUUUUGAAGGUUUUUCAUGAUCCGCCUUAUGAGAUAUUUAUAACGAAUGUUGAUGAGAACGGGAAAAUUUUGGAAGAUAGAAAGGAGAGAUAUAAUGAAGUUUACAACGAGCGUGAUGUUACUUGGGCAGAGAGACAUUGUUACCAGAAAUAUACUGUCUGUAAAGUGAACCGAAUGAGGAAAUGGUCAAGUAGUUAUUUCACAUUGUCGUUUCUGCAAGACCAUUUGGGAAGGAACCCUGUAUUCCAUCGAAAGGGUAAGAACCGCUACAAAAUUAUGGCACGAUCUACCGAGAGUAGUUAG
Naumovozyma dairenensis CBS 421 is the source of this 987-nucleotide messenger RNA. RefSeq lists its product as uncharacterized. The record is from RefSeq and is a predicted model, not a curated record. NCBI's taxonomy places the organism in Eukaryota, Fungi, Ascomycota, Saccharomycetes, Saccharomycetales, Saccharomycetaceae. The coding region runs from base 1 to 987 and encodes 328 amino acids. The transcript has a single exon.